AUGAAAUUAAUAUUUACUAUUUUGUUUUGGUUGAUUGGCUCUGUAAUUGCUGGUGAAUUAACAGAUUUGAAAAUUGAAAUUACCAAAGAGAUUCCGGAAUCAGAAUGUAAAAUUAAAGCUACAAGCGGAGAUUUAGUGUCUGUUCAUUACACUGGUAGAUUAUUGAGUGAUGAUAAAGUAUUUGAUUCUUCUUUUCAAAGAAAUAAACCAAUUGACUUUGUGUUGGGUCGUGGUUACGUUAUCUCUGGUUGGGACAAGGGUGUUAACGGAAUGUGUAUUGGUGAAGAACGUACUUUGUACAUUCCAAGUGAUAUGGGCUAUGGUGCCCGUGGAGCAGGUGGCGUUAUUCCUCCAAAUGCUGAUUUGAUUUUUGAAACCAAGUUGGUUGAUAUUCAAAGACAAGAUGAAUUGUGA
Saccharomycodes ludwigii is the source of this 414-nucleotide messenger RNA. RefSeq names its product peptidylprolyl isomerase family protein FPR2 (gene FPR2). Bases 1 to 414 code for a protein of 137 amino acids. Gene Ontology annotation, biological process: protein peptidyl-prolyl isomerization. NCBI's taxonomy places the organism in Eukaryota, Fungi, Ascomycota, Saccharomycetes, Saccharomycodales, Saccharomycodaceae. The transcript has a single exon. The record is from RefSeq and is a predicted model, not a curated record. Gene Ontology annotation, molecular function: peptidyl-prolyl cis-trans isomerase activity.